This is a messenger RNA of Rhopalosiphum padi (bird cherry-oat aphid), 636 nucleotides long. RefSeq lists its product as uncharacterized. Lineage: Eukaryota; Metazoa; Arthropoda; Insecta; Hemiptera; Aphididae. Gene Ontology annotation, molecular function: nucleic acid binding. The record is from RefSeq and is a predicted model, not a curated record. The transcript has a single exon. The coding region runs from base 1 to 636 and encodes 211 amino acids.
AUGAAUGGUGAAUGUUUCCGUGAAUGGUUGGAAAGUGUUUUGCCUAGACUCAAAGAUAACGCUGUUAUUGUUAUGGAUAACGCCCCUUAUCACUCCGUAAAACAAGAAAAGUGCCCAAAUUUGAAUACGAGGAAAGCCGAUAUUAUUGCGUGGCUUGAGAGCAAAGGAGAGGUUGUUGAUAAGUCUAUGGUUAUUCGAGAACUAAUUCCGAUUGUCAAUAGACUGAAGCCAAUGCACAACAAAUACGUGAUAGAUGAAAUGGUCAAGACACAUAAUAAAGAUGUACUUCGUUUACCACCAUAUCAUUGCGAGCUCAAUCCGAUUGAACUCGCAUGGUCCAGUGUAAAAAAUUAUGUGAGAAAGAAUAAUACUACUUUCAAGCUGCAAGAUGUCAAACGAUUAUUAAUUGAAGGCGUUCAAAGAGUAGAUUCUGAGAUGUGGAAAACUUUUAUUAAACAUGUAGUUGACGAAGAAGACAAAUUGUGGAACAUGGACUUCAUUGUUGAUGAGUUGACGGCUGAACAAGAACCAUGUGUUUUGAAUCUGGGCCCCGAUGACUCGGACUCAGAAUCGGACUCGGACUCAGAAUCAGACUUGGACUCAGAUAACGACGUCAGACCUCUUUCAGACGAGUAA